AUGCCCCUCGACGACUACACCUCCGCCGUCGGCGGUGGCCUCAAGCUCAAGGGCGCCAAAAUCGCCAAACCGAAAAAGAAGAAGAGGAGAGACAAGACGGACCUCGAAAAGAACCUCGAGACGGGCGGCGACGAUAACGGCAGCGGGAGUACCGCGCUCGUCAAGCGCCGCGAUGACUCUGCCGGCGAUGAAGACGACGAAAAGAAGAAGAGCAGCAGCAGGAAGAGCAAAUCGCAAAAGAGAGGGGGCGAGGACCCCGAAGAGGACCGAGACCAAGACGACGAUGACGGCGAAGGCAGCGGCCGGGUUGUGCAAAAGACGGAGGCGGAGAGGCGGUAUGAGGAGAGGAAGCGUAAGAGGCUCCUCGAACUCGCGGAAUCAUCCAGUUCCCGACCAGAGCUGCUCAAGACGCACAAGGAACGCGUAGAGGAGCUGAAUACGUAUCUGUCCAAGCUGAGCGAGCAUCACGACAUGCCCAAGAUUGGACCCGGUUAA
This is a messenger RNA of Colletotrichum godetiae, 495 nucleotides long. RefSeq lists its product as uncharacterized. NCBI's taxonomy places the organism in Eukaryota, Fungi, Ascomycota, Sordariomycetes, Glomerellales, Glomerellaceae. Gene Ontology annotation, cellular component: nucleolus. The transcript is spliced from 2 exons. The coding region runs from base 1 to 495 and encodes 164 amino acids. The record is from RefSeq and is a predicted model, not a curated record.